This is a messenger RNA of Enhydra lutris kenyoni (northern sea otter), 1941 nucleotides long. Its product is annotated as protocadherin gamma-A4-like. The coding region runs from base 16 to 1941 and encodes 641 amino acids. Gene Ontology annotation, biological process: homophilic cell-cell adhesion. Lineage: Eukaryota; Metazoa; Chordata; Mammalia; Carnivora; Mustelidae. The record is from RefSeq and is a predicted model, not a curated record. The transcript has 3 exons. Gene Ontology annotation, molecular function: calcium ion binding. Gene Ontology annotation, cellular component: plasma membrane.
UGAGGCGGGGCGGUAAUGGCGGCUGGUCCUUAUCGCCCAAAAUGCAGCCGGCUGGUCGGGAUCUGCGUUCUCCUAGGGGCCCUGUGGAAAAUCCAGGCCGAACAGAUCCGCUACUCAGUGCCUGAGGAGUUGGAGGAAGGCUCUUACGUGGGCAGUAUCGCCAAGGACCUGGGACUGGAGCCUCUGGAACUGUCAGAGCGCGGAGUCCGCAUCAUCUCCAGAGGUAAGACGCAGCUCUUUGCUCUGAACCCGCGAAUGGGCAGCUUGGUCACCGCAGGUAAGAUAGACCGGGAAGAGCUGUGUGAUAGAUCUCCCAAGUGUGUAGUAAGCCUGGAGAUUCUUCUGGAGGACAAAGUAAAGAUUUUUGGAGUAGAAGUGGAGAUCAUCGAUGUUAAUGAUAACGUGCCCAACUUUGGGACAGAGCAAAGGGAAAUAAAAGUUGCUGAAAAUGAAAGUCCUGGGACAAGAUUUCCUCUUCCUGAAGCUUUUGAUCCAGAUGUUGGCGUAAACUCCCUGCAGGGUUACCAGCUCAGUUCCAAUGUUCACUUCUCCCUAGACGUGCAAAGUGGAGCGGACGGCAUUAAGUACCCUGAGCUGGUGCUGGAGCUUGCUCUAGACAGAGAAGAGGUGGCGGUUCACCACCUCCUUCUCACCGCCUUUGACGGGGGUGACCUGGCUCACUCUGGUACUGUCAAGAUUCAUGUAACACUUGUGGAUACCAACGACAAUGCUCCCGUAUUCACUCAGCCAGAAUACCACGUGAAGGUUCCAGAGAACGUGCCAGUGGGCUACCGGCUACUCACUGUAAAAGCCACUGAUCCAGAUGAAGGAGCCAAUGGAGAAGUAACCUAUUCUUUCCGUAAAGUGAGAGAGAAAAUGUCCCAACUAUUCCAGUUGAAUUCUUUGACUGGGGACAUAACAGUAUUGGGGGAUCUAGAUUAUGAAGACUCUGGAUUCUAUGAUAUAGAUGUAGAAGCCCAUGAUGGACCUGGUCUCCGAGCCAGAAGUAAGGUACUGGUGACAGUUUUGGAUGUAAAUGACAAUGCUCCAGAAGUCACUGUUACAUCUCUCAUCAGCUCUGUCCAAGAAACUUCUCCCCCAGGUACAGUAAUUGCACUUUUCAAUGUGCACGACAGUGAUUCAGGAGAGAAUGGCUUUGUCACAUGUUCUAUUCUGGAUAAUCUGCCAUUCACACUUGAAAAGACCUAUGGAAAUUAUCAUCGGCUAUUGACAUGCAGAACACUGGAUAGGGAAGAAGUUUCAGAAUAUAAUAUCACGGUAACUGCCACUGAUCAUGGAAUGCCACCACUUUCUACAGAAACUCAAAUCUCACUGCAGGUGGUAGACAUCAAUGACAACCCACCUGCUUUCCCUCAUGCUUCCUACUCUGCCUACAUUCCUGAAAACAACCCCCGAGGAGCCUCCAUUUUAUCCAUGUCUGCCCAAGACCCUGACAGCAUUGAGAAUGCCAGAGUCACAUACUCCUUGGCUGAAGACACACUCCAUGGGCUGUCUCUGUCUUCCUAUGUUUCCAUCAACUCUGAUACUGGUGUCCUGUAUGCACUGUGCUCCUUCGACUUUGAGCAGGUUAGAGACCUGCAACUAUUGGUGAGAGCCAGCGACAGUGGGAACCCUCCACUCAGCAGCAAUGCGUCCUUGAAUAUUUUCAUUGUGGACCAGAAUGACAAUGCCCCUGAAAUCCUGUACCCCUCUCUCCCCACUGACGGUUCCACAGGCGUGGAGCUGGCGCCCUGCUCUGCAGAGCCUGGCUACCUGGUCACCAAGGUGGUGGCAGUGGACAGAGACUCUGGCCAGAACGCCUGGCUCUCCUACCGCCUCCAGGAGAGCUGUGGGAAAAGCGAGCCUCUUCUGGUAUCUGAGAAGAUAAAUGUAAAUGAAGAACUAGGAGUUGUUCAGUACGUGGAUUUCAAGACAGUCUAG